Talpa occidentalis (Iberian mole) is the source of this 665-nucleotide messenger RNA. It is a transcript of the gene TCEAL7, whose product is annotated as transcription elongation factor A like 7. The record is from RefSeq and is a predicted model, not a curated record. Bases 118 to 420 code for a protein of 100 amino acids. NCBI's taxonomy places the organism in Eukaryota, Metazoa, Chordata, Mammalia, Eulipotyphla, Talpidae. The transcript is spliced from 3 exons.
ACUGUGCUGCAGGCACUUGUGCGUGUGUCGGAAGAGGAGGAGGUCCUAGGGUCUGUGUUGACAGACUUCUGAGGCAAGAAAAAGAGGAAACUGUCUGGAAUUAUCACAGGAAACAUCAUGCAGAAACCCUGCAAAGAAAAUGAAGGGAAGCCCAAAAGCAGCGUGCCAAAGCGAGAGGAAGAACGUCCCUAUGGAGAAUUUGAGCGCCAACAGACGGAAGGGAAUUUUAGGCAAAGGCUGCUUCAGUCUCUCGAGGAAUUUAAAGAGGACAUAGACUGUAGGCAUUUUAGGGAUGAAGAGAUGACAAGAGAGGGAGAUGAGAUGGAAAGGUGUUUGGAAGAGAUAAGGGGUCUGAGAAAGAAAUUUAGAGCCCUGCAUUCUAACCACAGGCAUUCUCGGGACCGCCCGUAUCCCCUUUAAUGCCCUUCUCUUCCAAAUUCAACUAUUUCUGUUAUUAAUAUUUCCACCAUUUAUUUCUUCUUGUCUGCAUUUACCUGCCAAAUAGUUGCUAUCAUUUCACUCCAAACCUUCAAUGUUCCUUUGAUUUAAAUUUGACUCUUGUUAUCAACAUCUCAUCUUCUGACCCAAUCUCUCCCAUUUAUCAAAUAACGAACGAGAUUUCAUUCAUUUGCAUGGAAGAUGCGCAGUGUAUAUUUUAAGUGAAA